Messenger RNA from Verticillium alfalfae VaMs.102, 4938 nucleotides. Its product is annotated as SANT domain-containing protein. Gene Ontology annotation, biological process: histone catabolic process. The coding region runs from base 1 to 4938 and encodes 1645 amino acids. Gene Ontology annotation, cellular component: Lid2 complex. The record is from RefSeq and is a predicted model, not a curated record. Gene Ontology annotation, molecular function: ubiquitin-protein transferase activity; chromatin binding. The transcript has 5 exons. Lineage: Eukaryota; Fungi; Ascomycota; Sordariomycetes; Glomerellales; Plectosphaerellaceae.
AUGGCUCCCAAGUCGUCUAAUGCGAGCCCCUCCGCGUCAAGAGACCAGUCUGGCAGCGCGACUCCCUCCGCGCCAGGCCCUCCCGACUCUCUCACGCAAGGUUCCACGGCCACCACUGUCCCUUCAACCUCGUCUACCACACAGCCCUCAGUUUCCAAUUCGCGACCCAGCGCUUCCGAGACGAAUGCUGGAUCCGCAGCUGACGCCUCACAACCCAUGACCAAGUCCAUGUCGUCUGGCUCAGAUCCCUCUGCCAAAGACGCAGCCCAAGACACCGCCUCAGGGUAUGGUACACGGUCGCGCAACCGCAACGGUACCUCGCGCAUCAACUAUGCAGAGGAUAAGGAUGUGGACGUCGACAUGUUCGAUUACUACCCUGACAAGAAGGACGGUGAGCCGAAAAAGUCGCGUCUCUCCAUCCUGCCAGCGCAGCCAGCCACAGAAACAUCGAGGUCCAAUGGUUCGUCACGCAAAACCGCACCAAGCGACGACACCAAGUCGAGCGCUUCACAGCCUGCCACGGCCAAGGAUGCAACAUCGGCUUCACUUUCCACUGCGGCGACAACAACCCCCGGUUCAUCAAAUGGCGCCCAGCCUUCUAAGAAGCGCAAGGCGGCUGCACAGUCGUCGGGACCAGCUUCAGGAUCAGCUUCACAGGCGCCCUCCAUUUCAUCAGCAACGACUGUUGCAGGAGCUUCGAAGCGGCUCGCCGCGACAUCCUCAGACGGUGUGGCCCAAAGGGGCUUCUCUUACUCGAACAUGCUCACUUUCGCCAGCACGGAGGCAUUUCCCAAGGAUGGCGCCCUAGUGGCAGAUGACGGCACGGUCUUGAGGCAAAACGAUACCGUCUAUCUGGUCUGCGAACCAGCUGGUGAGCCUUACUAUCUGGGUCGCAUCAUGGAGUUCCUGCAUGCACAGAAUGACAAGUCCAAACCUGUCGAUGCGCUCAGACUCAAUUGGUUCUACCGGCAAAAAGACAUGGGGAAGCCCAAGGGCAACGACACGCGCCAUGUCUGGGCCACGAUGCAUUCUGACAUCAGCCCCUUGACCGCACUGCGCGGUAAAUGCACCAUCAAGCACAGAGCUGAAAUCUCCAGCUUGCAUGAGUAUAAGAAAACGCCCGACUCGUUCUGGUUCGAAAAGCUGUACGACCGCUACAUUCAGAAGAAUUACGACUUGAUCCCGACAGGCAAGAUCGUGAAUGUGCCUGAAAAAGUCAAAAAAGUACUCGACGAGUGCUGGAAGUUCGUUAUUGUGGAGCAAGGUCGUGGCAAGGAGCUCACUAGCGCCGUCAAGUUGUGCAAGCGGUGCAUUGGGUACUGCGCCAGUAACGACUCGGUCGAUUGCGCUGUGUGCAAGCAGACGUAUCACAUGAACUGUGUGAGGCCACCACUGCUCAAGAAGCCGUCGCGAGGGUUCGCCUGGUCUUGUGCGGCCUGCAGUCGAGCACAGGAACGCAAGCUUGAGGCCCGCCACACGCCUAGCCACACGGACCCUCAUGGUGAUGCCGAGGAAGACGAAGUGUACGACGACGACGACGACGAGAUGCAAGGCGCCGAUACUGGUCGAACCAGCCCAGCGAAUGAUGACAGUCAUCCACAUGCCACCGAAGAGCAGAUCCAUCAGGCUAGCUUGUGGCCCUGGCGCUACCUGGGAAUCCACUGCAAGCCUGAAGACGCUCUCGACUUUGAUGAUCGUAUCUAUCCUCGCGCCAGCACACGCAUCGGGCCUAGGCACCAGGCGGCGGUACUGCCCUGGCCUGGGCAACCCGUCCAGUACAUGAAGCCUCUAGAGGUGAAGAAGAGCGGAAAGAAAGACUCCAAAAUGACGAAGGAGGCAUUCGCAAACUACGAAGCAGAAAAGGCCCGCCGAGAGAAGCUGCCGAAAUGGUUCCAGGACGAGCCAGCCGGCUACGUAGCCCGAGGCGGGGAUCCCGACGACAGCGACAAGAAUUCAACCGCGACGCUACUCUUUGCGCCCCCUUCCGCUAAUGGGGACGAUGAGUUAGCUGAUGCCGAAAUGGACAAGUACAUGGCCAAGGCAGAAAAAAUGGCACCGCGAUUACCCACUCGUGCUGUGACUACCAACAUGCUUGAUAUUGCCUCACAGGCAUACUUCCGCAAUUCCUACUCAGAGGAAGCGGCCCUCAAGGAUCUUGCGGUCACAGAAAAGAAGGCUUACAAAGAGCCGGAGCUUACUGCCGCCGAGCAGCGCAAGUUCGAAGAGGCUGUGGGCAAGUACGGCUCUGAAUUGCAGGCUGUCACGCGACACGUCAAGUCUGUACCGUAUGGCAUGAUUGUCCGGCACUAUUAUGUUUGGAAGAAGACGAAGGCCGGCAAACAAAUCUGGGGCAACUUCCAGAACCGUGCUGCGAAGAAGGAGCUCAAGAGGGCAGAAGCCGCGGCAACGAAGCUGCAAGAUGAUAUUGCUGAUGAUGCUGAUGACUCCGCAUACGAUGUCGAGAAGGCUGACGCGCAAAGGAAGUCGUUCGUGUGUAAAUUUUGCCACACCAAGAACUCGCGACAAUGGCGAAGGGCCCCGAUGGUUUCCACUGGUGCGGUUGAUAGCGGCGCCAAAACAAACCAGAAAGACAAAGGUGCUCAGGCGGUGCAGGCGCUUUGCCGUCGUUGUGCUGAGUUGUGGCGUCGCUACGCCAUUCAAUGGGAAGACCUGGAGGAAGUCGCCAGAAAGGUCACGCAGGCUGGUGGUAAGGCUUGGAAGAAGAAGCAAGAUGAGGAGUUCCUCAAGGAGCUGAUGUCUGCCAACGAUUCCCUUUUCCCGCACGUUUCGCCCGAGCCAGUCAGCACUCCGACCUCAGGCUUGACGGCCAGUAACGGCACAAGCACUGGUGAACCACCGCGGAAGAAGCUCAAGGGCAUGCCCGAGAAAGAUAUCGACCCAGCUGCCUCGGACUCUAGCGCGACACAUCCACCUCCGAAGAGGAGGGAGAAACUUGUGGCCGACAAACCUGCUCCGCCUGCUCCACCCCCUGUGCCUGAAAUCCCGAAGGCGAGGGUCAUGCCCUGCGCCAUCUGCGAUCAGAUGGAGCCCCUUGGAGACCAACAUUUGUCCUGCAAGGAGUGUCGCAUGACUGUACACCGCAACUGCUAUGGAGUCACGGACAACCGCAUCACAGGCAAAUGGACUUGCGACAUGUGCACCAAUGACAAGAACCCGCAAGUCUCAACCCAAUACAAGUGCGUGCUUUGUCCUGUGGACGUCAGAGAGCACGAUUUUGUUGGCCCCCCCAAGGCUGUUCCGACACACAAGAAGAAGACGGAAAAAGAAAAGGAGCGAGAACGCAUCGAACGAGAACAGGCCCAGAAAACUGCAGACUACUAUCGCAAGAAACAGGAAGAGACACAUCGACCUGUAAACCCCAGAGAGCCGCUGAAGCGUACAUUCGACAACAACUGGGUCCAUGUCACCUGCGCUGUCUGGACUCCUGAGAUCAAGUUUGGCAAGGCUAAAGCGCUGGGCCCGGCAGAAGGCAUUUCGUCUAUUCCAAGAGGACGCUACAGUGAGGUUUGCCACGUGUGCAACACUCAAACUGGUGCUUGUGUCUCUUGCCAUCUUUGCAAAGCCUCAGUACAUGUCGAAUGUGCGCGACUCGAAGGCUACCUCCUCGGCUUUGAUAUCAGCCCUGUCAAGGGAUCUCGGCGUGAUCAGCACAACAUUGUCACAAUCAACGGUGAAAGCGGUGCCAUGUCAGCUACCAUCUGGUGUCCGGAACACGUUCCCAGCAAGACUAUCGUUCACCGCAUGCAUGACGUCGUCAAUGACGCGGCCAGAACGCGCUCCAGCUCUACGUACAAACUGCAAGCAGGCCGAUCUCACCCUAACCGGCACUGUCCGCAAAGCAAUUUUAUUACGAGCGCUGCCAAAGCAGGCGUUGCAUCACCUCUCGCACAGCGCCGGGGCUCAACGACUGCCCCUGCGCCAAACGGCAUACAUCUGUUUGACGACCAACCACCAGUUAAGAAGAGUGGGGAGAAGGUCUGCAUCACUUGUGGUGUCGAUGUGAGUCCCAAAUGGUGGCCUAUCGAAAGCUCGGACGAAAGAGAGCUGGCCAACGGGCACUUUGGCACACUUGGCGCAGAAGCGCAGAAAUUCAUUGAUCAAAGAAAGUCUCAAUGUCACAAGUGUCGUAAGGCGCGGCGAAAACCAAACGCUCACCCUCCAAAGGACCGCACACCGCCUGGCGAUCUCGGUCAGCGCUUCCCUCCGACUUUGCCUCUGGGACCUGCACAACUCGCGGCGCCACUCGUGAGGAGCCCGCCGCUGCCGCUGGCAGAGCCGAGGAGACAGAGCCUGACAUCCUAUCAGUGGGCCGGGCCAGGACCUGCCCCCGCCACAGCAUCCCAACAUGGGUCGCCGACAGCGCCACCACCUGUUACACCAACAGCGCUGCCUGUGCAAGUUGUUACGGUCCCGCCUCAUCAGAACCAUUCCGGACCUGCGAUGCCAUAUGGGCCUCCAGGGCCGAGAUAUCCGGAUUGGCACGGCAGACCGCCGGUACAGCAUGCGUCGCCUCCUCGACAGAUCAACGGAGGACCCCCGAGCCUCCAGCCCUCUGCGCUUGGCAAUUUGUCAUCAUUGCGACCUCCGCCCGAUGGCCAUCCCCCCCAGGACCGCCCAUCCCAACUCCAGCCACGAAUGGACACCACGUGCAGCCGCUGCAUAACGGUCUCCCGCCCUCCCCCAGACGCGUCGAGGGCCAUCCUGCGCUGCCUCACGCUCCAUACAUGCACACUUUUCACCAUGGGCACCCAGGGCACUCAGCGCCCAGUGGAGGACCGGUUCCACCCCGUGGUCCGGAGACUUUCUCGCAGAGCCUCAUCGGCCAGCGGUCGCCGUUUGUCAACCCACAUGGCAGCCCGCCAACAUCACGCGAUGGUCUUCUUGGCCGCGAUGUGCGCGAGGGACCGGGGCCGCUGA